CGUGUCAGAUGUUACGUGACGGAUCUUACGUCACAUAUGCACUGACCAAAAAAAUUAAAAUAAUAGAUCUGAUGCUUUACAGAAAAAGUCGGUAUACUAAGAAAAGUGGCAUUGAAUUUGAACUGGCCAUAUGUAUUCCUAAAGUAUGCUCAACUGAACAUGCUCUAAGGAUUUUGAUAAACGACACGACUGUAACAUCGGGUGUCAAUGAAGCAUUCUGUCGGCUCCCUAAUGACAAGCCAUGGGUUGCUGCUGAUUAUGUAGCAAUUGUAAUAUUCUCAAGCAUUGGUCUUUUAACAAUAUUAAGUACAUUUUACAAUAUUCGACAUACAGUUGUACUUAAAAAUGAUUCAAAACAAGCAAGCAAACUGUAUAUGAUAUUCUCAGUGUACGCGAAUACUAGGAAAUUCUUCAAUUAUAGAUCAGACGUAAACGCAUUAAACAGCGUGGAAGGUGUCAGAUCGAUUGCAAUGCUUUGGAUUAUACUUCUCCACACCUUUGCUAUUCAGUUUAGCUUUUUACCUGCCAAUCCACAAGAUGUACAUGAGGUAAAACUAGUAUUGGUACUAUUUUUUCAUUAUAAGAGAGCGUGAUGAGGUUACAUUUAAAGUGCUCACCACCAA
Molecule: messenger RNA, 623 nt
Organism: Diatraea saccharalis (sugarcane borer)
Lineage: Eukaryota; Metazoa; Arthropoda; Insecta; Lepidoptera; Crambidae
Source: the annotation of a GenBank genome assembly